AUGUUUUACAGUCAUGAAAUUCUCACCAGCCAGGCAUAUGGCGUGGCGACGGUCUGGUACGAAGAUGCGCAGUGUCAGUAUGUUCUGACUGACGCCGAGAGGGUCCAAGCCCACAUGAGGGCUUUCUAUCGGGCGUUGGGCGGAAGCGACAACGCACUCGACCCUCAAGCCGGGAGAUCAAAGCGGAAGGAUCUGAUACUCGAGGACGAUCCGGAGUUCGAUCCAAAUCCUGAUCUUCCUGCAUUCCAUUUUGACGAUGAUGGGAAUCUGAUAAUUCCUCAGAUCAGUCAGACCUCGCGCAAGACUUCUUCUCAACUCUCGCCUUUGCAGCCAGACGGUUCUUUCUCCGGUUCCAAUCGCUCCAUCCUCGGCGGUUUCGAUCUCUCGCAGUCACCAUUCGGUGGCGGCGGCAUCAUUACAGAACCGUUCGGGGCAGGAACAAUGACGCCUGGUAAAGAAGGCGAGAAUCUAAUGCUAUUUGGUGACGAGGAACGGGAACUGCAAGCACUCGACGAUUGGGGCAUCGAAAUCGACGCGGAAGGAAACAUCGUGCCAGCUAUGGAAGAGCCCCAGUUGCCGCGACUACCACAACCAGACCAGGAGGAAGAUGCGGGUGCCAUCCAACUAGACGAACUUAUCCAGAUUGACGAUCAAGGUGAUCUGAUUAUGGCUGGUGCUGGCGGCGGCAAUGUCUUCCAUUCGGACCCGCCUCUUCCUGCGCAGCAGGAGCGGCAGCAGCAAGAAGCGCAAGAGAAACAACAUCGACGGGCACAAGAGGAACAGGAGGUAGCGGUUGAAGAUGAAGUUAGCUCCGGCCAGGCUCCAGUGCGCGCCCAGCGCAAACGGCGCCGUCCGAUCUUCACGCCCGACGAACAAACGAAGAUCACCCGGCAGGAACUCAAGGCGUGGUCUGCCGAUUACCUCGACAACGCCGAGCAGGCAAGCCAGCCGCGGCUAAGCGUCACGCUCACCGAAGCACGCAAGAACGCCUUUGACCUGGUUUUCGGCCGCGGCAUCGCCGGUGUCGGCUUCCCGACCGGCGUUCCGGGGUUUCCCCACCCCCUGGCAUCGCACUUCGCUGGUGAUGGCCUGCAAGCCCGACUUCUGGGUAUUGUCAUUGCCCAUCCCGGCGAUGGAAGUCUUGAAAGGCCGCGUGGCCGCCGUCGUUCCGCGUUUGAAGCGCUCGAUCUCGAACAAGACGAUGCAGAGCGCCGCGUACGCCGUCGACUAAGCGACGAAGAAGAGGAAGACUUUGAGCACGCCCAGAACCUGCUCCCUCAACACGGCGAUGACGCCCUUCCUCUCCCCGGAGAUGACGAGCUGCCCCCGGUAGAAGUAGGCAGGCGCGCCGGGUCUGCACUCCCGGACGUAUCCUCCGACGUGCCCUGGAACCGACCGUCCUCUCAAGUCCCGAGCUCCUCCGUCAAAGGCGCGGGCGCGGGAAGCAGACCACCCAGCCGACAGGUCAGCGCCAGCCCGCUCCACGGCCGAGGAGCUCUCCUCCCGCCCAUCCCGGGCCCCGAGAUCGAGCGCUUCAGUGACAACAACGACGACGCUCAGCAGCGCUUGCUCGACUCGGACGGUUUCGCGCCGUUACACUCCGGCCCGGCGGGCAGCUUCGGCAGCGGUUCCCACCCCUCCAACCCUUUUCAAGACCUCGUGAUGGGGGGGUAUCAAACGGCAUCUCGACGGAUGCGCGCCGCGCUGGACCGCGAAGGCCGCAAUUUCCUAGCCUACGUCGAGGCAGCCGCCCGCGAGAAGGGCUCACCCGACGACAGCGAUAGCAGAAAGAGAUGGGUGCCAUUCGAGGCGCUCUUCCAAGCUGAGGACCAGACGCGCGCCGUGGUGGCACAGGCCUUCUACCACGUCCUGUCGCUCGCUACCAAGAAUGUGAUCGAGGUCCGGCAGGACGGGCAGGGCGGCAAUGUCGCGUUUGGACCCAUCCGGCUUGGGGUGGAG
This is a messenger RNA of Thermothelomyces thermophilus ATCC 42464, 1959 nucleotides long. RefSeq lists its product as uncharacterized. NCBI's taxonomy places the organism in Eukaryota, Fungi, Ascomycota, Sordariomycetes, Sordariales, Chaetomiaceae. The record is from RefSeq and is a predicted model, not a curated record. The transcript has 4 exons. The annotation marks the transcript as partial.